Molecule: messenger RNA, 1662 nt
Organism: Alnus glutinosa
Lineage: Eukaryota; Viridiplantae; Streptophyta; Magnoliopsida; Fagales; Betulaceae
Product: E3 ubiquitin-protein ligase RSL1-like
Exons: 3
Coding region: 400-1332 (310 amino acids)
Biological process (GO): ubiquitin-dependent protein catabolic process; protein polyubiquitination; positive regulation of proteasomal ubiquitin-dependent protein catabolic process
Cellular component (GO): ubiquitin ligase complex; cytoplasm
Molecular function (GO): ubiquitin conjugating enzyme binding; zinc ion binding; ubiquitin protein ligase activity
Source: RefSeq, a predicted model, not a curated record
GCAGUCUGUUUCUUUUCCAAAUGGAACUCGUAGUUUUUCGGUAAACCGAAGGCCAGAACUCUCCCUCUCCCUCUCCCUUCGGCAGUAACUCCCCUAUUUUGGUGGCUGUAAGCCUUCCUCUUGCUUGUAACAUAAGCGAUCACUGAUUCACUCUUUUUUCUACGUUUUAGCUUCCAUUUAAGAUAUAAACAGCAGCCAUCAAGAGCAAACUACCUUCCUUUUAGGAGACAUUCUCGUCAAUUCUUCUCCCCCCACACUUCAGCAGUACCCAGCGAAAAUCAAGCAACUUCUCAGCAGUCGUCAAUUGUAAAGUUAUGCCACUUCCACUGUAUUAGACGAGACAGACUUUCUCCUUUGUAGAGAGAAUAAAGGGCUGAUCGUUCAUACAGAACUUGUAAUAUGGCACGAGAAUCAGCCUCUGAUCUUAUGUUUGUGGAUGAUUUUUACUUCUCAUUACUCUUUGAUGAAAACGAAGAGGAGAUUAUUCAUCCAAAAAAAAGAAGAAAAAUAGAAAAAGAAGAGGAGAUUUUCCCAGUGUCAGAUGCCAAGUAUGCGGAAGGGUUGCAGUUCCAAGAGGCUCUUAUGGGCUCCCUGAUCACUUCUCAAAUGGCAAACAAUGGGGCCUCAUCAUCAUCACCAACAAUCCAAGCAAGUCCUCCGGCCCACAACCCAGAGCCAGAGGAGGCAACAAGAGAAGCCGGAGAAUCAUCGCAUAGCUUUUGCAACAUUUGUGUGGAGAGGAAAGAUAGUGACCAGAUGUUCAGAAACGAGAGCUGCGUUCACUCAUUUUGUUCUGACUGCAUUAGCAAACAUGUUGCCACAAAGAUCCAAGAUGGCAUAACCGUUGUUUAUUGCCCUGAAUUGGAAUGCAAGGGUGUUCUAGAACUCGAUUCUUGCAGGCCAAUGCUUUCCAAAGACGUGCUGGAAAGGUGGGACGAGGUGCUAUGCACAGCGCUGUUUGCAUCUCAGAUGAUGUUUUACUGUCCUUUCAAGGACUGUUCAGCCAUGUUGGUGAAUGAUAACGAAGAAGGAGAAGUCAUUAAGGAGUCGGAGUGUCCACUCUGCCAUAGACUCUUCUGCGCACAGUGUUAUGUCCCCUGGCAUCCAGGGAUAGAGUGCGAAGAGUUCCAGAGACUAAAUGAGAGUGAGAGAGGAAGAGAGGAUCUCAUGCUGAGGGAGCUUGCUCGGCAGGAGAAAUGGAAGAGGUGUCCCAAUUGCAAGUACUAUGUGGAAAGGACUGAAGGUUGUUUACAUAUGACUUGCAGGUGUGCAUUCCAGUUUUGCUAUGGAUGUGGAGCAUCAUGGACUAACGAUCAUGGUGCUUGCCGGUGAGAUUAAAUGACUUGGCAAAGCAUAAUGAGGAUGUUAUUGUAAAAUCACAUCGCUAUAUUAGUAUGUAUAUAUCAACUCUUUUGUGUUACUGAUCUUAAUAUUGAUAGGAAAUGUUUGUACUGGGAAAGGAAUAUGCGUCAGGAUGUUUAUUUUGCAUGACACUGUGGUUUGUAUAUCUAUUUAAGUGGUGGAAUUGCACCUAUCUUUCACGAUGCAUAAAAGAGCCCAGUCAUUUGAGGACUUGAGCAGCAUCAGUGAAAUAAGCAGUUUCUUGUUAGGAAACUUGAAAUGCGUAACUAUUCAAGGAAAUUAGCCACAUUUGCAUUAUUA